ACUUUCCCAGCCGGCGCCCCAGGGGCCGCAGUAGCCGGCCGAAGCUUGAGCCAGUCCGUACACUCAGCCAUUAGUCUCGCAGUUAUGAAAUCCUUCUGCCUCGGGUUCCUGUUGCUGGGAUAUCUCCUAGCUCCCUCCCAGGGGCUCCCAGGUCCCUCCCAGGGGCUCAAACCAGGGGACGAUGUUGUCAUUGACGGAAGAGAGAUCACUAUAGGCCUGGCCACCACCUACUUCCUCCGCUCCCUGAUGACAACGGCUGAUAUAUUCUUGAAGAUCAUCAACAUUCUCCUGCCGGGCCCCGACGACGAGGUGGACUACUUCGAGGUGAUCAAGGAGGACGUGGAGACGGUGGUCGGGGACUACAUCGACCAGCACAACAUGGACCAGCUCGAGGUCUACAAGAGUGACCUGGGCGUCUUGCUGCGCAGGUACUACGAGGCCCCGGUAGAGAGCAGCACUUACCCGGACAAGAACACCGUUGCCAACUCCCUCUCCACCUCCAUCGUUGCCAACCGCUACCUGGUGGAGGCCGGGGAGCGGCCACAGUCAAUGAUCAUCCACUACGGCGACAUUGCCUCCAUCCACAUCCUCGCCCUCCAGGACGUGGCCGAGACAUACAGCACCUACGGCGACGUCUCAAGAUGGUGGGUGGACCUCAACGACCAGCUCGCCCACUACAUCGACCACGGUCGUCGCCUCCAGGACGACGUCGUCGACUGGCGGAACGACAUGAUGACGUGUAGCUACGACGAGGGUAAUAAAUACGACACUUGGACUGUGACAGACCAGGUGUCCGGGGUGGUUGACACCUGUAUGCAGGUCCAUGGUACUCACAGCUGUGACGACCACUGCCAAGCCUAUCAGAUCUCCAUGAACAGGGAAGUGUCGCUCUUCGUGUGGAACUACUUGGGCAAGAGUAUACGGCAGUGGGAGCUGCUGAAGAUCAAGGCUGCCCGCCUGGCCGGUAUGGUCGACAGAGUGGUAGAGUCAUGAGCACUGAGAGGUCCCUCCACCACCCACCCCAGACACCUGGCCAAUGGAGAAUUGUGUUUUUAUUCAGGUCAAUAAUACAGUAUCAUCAAGA
Molecule: messenger RNA, 1084 nt
Organism: Procambarus clarkii (red swamp crayfish)
Lineage: Eukaryota; Metazoa; Arthropoda; Malacostraca; Decapoda; Cambaridae
Molecular function (GO): toxin activity
Source: RefSeq, a predicted model, not a curated record